AUGGCACAGUUAGUCCAGCUCCAGACUCAGGGUGUCUUAGGCACCGGGGACGCGGAGAAGACCGAAGAAGACUGCAAAGAAGUGACUAUGGAUGCACACCAGACAUUCCUGUGUGGUCCUGGGAAACCCCAGGAAGGCCGGGGAUCACAGCUGGUACCGUCUGCACUGCCCCAGGGAAGCCUUCCUGGCAGGCAUGGACGGGACUCGGAAAUGUGGCACGUAGCCUUCAGAGCCUUCACCAGCUCGAAGGACUCAGACCCGGUCCAGGAUCUGCGGAAACUCUCUGAGCUCUGCCGUCUGUGGCUGAGGCCAGACCUGCACACCCUGGAACAGAUUCUGGACAAGCUGGUGUUGGAGCAGUUCAUGAUCUCCAUGCCCCUGGAGCUCCAGGUCUUGGUCAAGGAUCACAAUGUACAUAGUUGCAAAGACUUGGAGGACAUCCUGAAAAGUCAGGAGAAACCUAAGACAUGGACUAUAGUCAGCAUUGAAGGACAGAAGUUUCUGGUGCACAAUUCAGUCCAGAUGGCUGGAGUGAAAGUGGGUGAUGAGGACCCUGUGAUGGGCUUGUCUAUGAAGUCCCGGUCCUUCGUGUGUGAGGAGGAGGUACAUGGCGAGAACAGCCGGGAGGUCAGCCAGGAGCCAGAGAAUCAGUCAGAAAUCAAGGACAUGUCAAGGGAGCAGGGACAGACAGCUCUUCUGCCAGAGACCAUCCCCGAGGAAGGCGACCUGGAGGGAGUGAGACUCACGAGGAUGCUGGAGGAGGACCCGAUGGAAGAUCAGGAAGAGAUGACGCUGCUUGCACUUCCAGAGCCUCAGCUCCAGAGGGGUCCUGAAGUUUCUGUGGGGAUGGAGAGUGAGGAGAACCUGCCAGAAGGGACUGGCCCUGAAAAUGUAAAUUCCAUCCACGAUUGGGAGACGGACAUUUUGCCUCAGCAUCGGAAAAGAAAAGAUCCUCAGGCUGCAAGAGGUCCCCUCAGAAGAAAAUUUCUUUAUGCCUCCAUGCCCCAAGAUGUUCCAGAAAAAGGAGCCAUGUGGCUGGAUGAAGGAGAACUCUCCAGACAGCUCAGGACUCAUUCAGGUCAGGCACGAAGCAUCUCGGGAGACACUGUCAGAAAAGGAGCCAGACGACGCACUCUGUCCAAAUGUGCAGAUGGCAAGAAAACAUUUAUGUGUGAAUCACAACUAAUGAUUCAGCGAAGGUCACACACUGGAGAGAGGCCCUUCGAGUGCCAGGUUUCUACCAAGAGGUUCACACAACCUUUGGAUCUGGGAGUUUACCAGCAAGUCCACACAGGUGAGAAGCCCUACAGCUGUCAGAUCUGUGGGAAAUGCUUUGCCCGUGAAUCCACGCUGCGAGGCCACCGGAAGGUCCACACGGGGGAGAAGCUGUAUUAG
Messenger RNA from Phyllostomus hastatus (greater spear-nosed bat), 1395 nucleotides. RefSeq names its product zinc finger and SCAN domain-containing protein 5B-like. Gene Ontology annotation, molecular function: RNA polymerase II cis-regulatory region sequence-specific DNA binding; DNA-binding transcription factor activity, RNA polymerase II-specific. The transcript is spliced from 5 exons. Bases 1 to 1395 code for a protein of 464 amino acids. The record is from RefSeq and is a predicted model, not a curated record. Gene Ontology annotation, biological process: regulation of transcription by RNA polymerase II. Lineage: Eukaryota; Metazoa; Chordata; Mammalia; Chiroptera; Phyllostomidae.